GUGCUUUACAUAUAUUUACACACGAUGAAGUUGGGAAUAAAAAUGUUAAAUUGUGAAAAUGAUGAUAAUGUUGUUUUAGUGUAAGGGCUGUUUGAAAAGACCGGCAGAAAUGUAAGCCUGAUUUGGUGACAUCACCAGGCGGUAUAAUUUAUUAGAUCAAUAACAAAGAGAGUUCCAAACCUCUCUGCUAACAACAGCUAGUUUUUAGGUUACAUAUGGAGGGAUUAAGCUCGUCCAAUUAGGCCCCUCACCCAGACCACUCCCAGACAGUCCCAGCACAAUUAUUGCUUGAGAAAUUGCUCUUUGCUAAGAAGCAAUUAUUUUUUAAUUUUGACCAUUUCAAUUUUUUAAUAACAGUAAGGUACUUAAUUGUUACCCAGAAAUGAUUUGAUAUUGGGAUAAAAACAGCUGCAUUGGGCCUUUAAAUAAUGCAGUCAAGCUAUAAAAGUGCAGUAGAGAAUGAAUACGAGGUUAGAGCAUGUUGUACUGUGCUUGAGUCGGUAUAUAAAUCCAUCAUGUGAUACUGACCACCUCCUGUUCUCAGACGUGUGUGAUAUGAACUUUGAGCGUACUAUAAACAUGUAGGUGGGCCCUGUGUCACGAAGAGAUCGAGUCAUCAGCCAGGAAGUGCAGCUCAAACUCAAACGAAAUAAAGUCCUCCAAAGUGUUGAAGCUUUUGUCACAUAUGUACAGUGUAACAAAACCUUUCCAAAUGUUUACACCAUCUAAUGAAUAAUGAUUCCUAAACCUCCUGCCUAUAAUCACUCUAACAUUAUGAUUUGAACUUUAAUAUUCCCAAUUUUGCUGAGGUGAUUGCUUCCUUUAAUUGAAAGACAAUUCUAGUGUCUUAUCCCGUCAAAACACCAGAGAGAGAAAAUGUGGAACUUCCAUCAUAAAACCUCUCUUAAAGUGUCAUUAGAAGGAUGAAUGACUUGGUGGUAGCCCACCUCAGCCCACUUAUCCAUGGCUUCUCACUAAGGCUCCAAUUAACUCCCAGAUCACGCAUGCAUGUGGCAUUUCACUAAAAGCAUCGGCACACGGCUUAUGUAGCACGCCAGUACUCCCGUGUGUUUUGUUUGCACCGCAACCGGAAAUAAGGACUUUCCAAGUUGACCCAGAGUCAGAUCUCCUGCUGUCUUCCUUUCCGUGACUAUUCAGCUUGAAUGAAGCUGGGCUGUACUCAUGGCUGUGCAGCAGUCUGACUCAUUCACUCAGGAAUAUGGUUAUACCCGAACUGCUUGAAAUAGGAUUGUAGUUAUCCCUGAGAUGUGAUUUAGGAUAUGCAAAUUCUCCUAGAAGUUCUGUAAGAAAUUCUGAUAUCUGAAUAAAGUAAAGGUUCUUUGCACAAGGUUGAAAAUAGAGGAGAUCCCCCAAAAUGUUGGGGGGGUUUAAACAACCAAUUGUUUCAUUAUGAAUAGGGUCCGUUUUUACUAACCUAUGACCUACUCAGUAAACAUUUAUCUUGCAACAGAAAAGAAUCAACCAAAUAGCCUGUUUCUUGAACAUGUGUUUACUUGCUUACUCCUGGACUUGCUUUCUUACCAAGAAAUAUGUCUGAUAAUAUCUCUGAAAGGUUUAGUCACAGUUCCUGUUGUUUUGUUAAUACCAGCUUUAACCACAGACCAGAGGCCUAAUCCAAGGUUGUUCAUAAAACCACCUUUUCAGUUCUUGACAAAGUUUAUUCAGAUGGAUUAUUAAUAUAUUAAUGAAAUAUUGUUGUUUUUAUUUAUUAUGUUUUUGUAUAGGGGAUUUAAAAACAAAGGAACAGAUUGAUGCACUGCCAAAGAGGAAGGUCUAGGUUAUAGCCUCUGUGGACAUGAAAGAACCCUCCCUCCAGUGUAAAAUCCCUGAAGAAUGAUGUGUAACAAUGUACAUUUCAAUUCACAUUUUAUGCAAAUGAUGAAUCCGUCCAAUAGAAAUCAGCAUGUGACAGUCAGACAGUGUUCAAUCACUUCCAUUGGAACGCUAAUAAACUAUUUGGCCGUCCCCCUUAGAUAGACUGACGUACUGUAUUUGAGAGCAAACAGAUGCGCAUCUAAACAUCGAGGGCUGCACAAACUACAUCACUCUACAAAAGAUGGAUACUACAAUCCUCAACGUGUUUCUGGCUACAGUGCUGCUCAUGGGCUGUGUAUGUGUGGUACCUCUCCAAGGUCAGAAGCCAGGACAGGUGGACCCCCUGACUCUGAGCAGGGCAUCACAGUGCUGGACCUCCUCCUCAGAGCUCCUGCUGGAGAUGCGCUCCCCGAGGAUCGCUGACACCGUGCCUGCCUUCUGGGACCUGAUGGUGUUCCUCAAGUCGUCAGACAACAGGAAGCACAGUGCUCUAUUCUGGGACCUGGCCCAGGUCUUCUGGGACAUCUAUGUGGAUUGUGUCCUGUCCCGGACCCAUGGACUGGGGAGGCGGCAGCUAACUUGGCCCCAUGAGCAGAUCACUGCAACGCGCUCACUCGUCACUGACAAAUCUUUUGUUCAGGACUCACAGACUAACGUCUCCAAACUGAAGGAGUCAUCUCAGGGAUGGCUAAAGAUCCAGGUUCAGCACUUUGGACCAGGCAUUUUAAAUCACAUCACUCGCACCAGGGGGAUCAAGAGUAGAUCUAUUCUUUAACCACACAUUAUAAUUCAACCAAGUCCAUAUGUCCUAUUGACUUUUUCUACCUUUGAUGUGUUGAAUAAAAAAUAUUACCAUCUGUG
This is a messenger RNA of Oncorhynchus nerka (sockeye salmon), 2697 nucleotides long. RefSeq names its product protein FAM237A. The record is from RefSeq and is a predicted model, not a curated record. Lineage: Eukaryota; Metazoa; Chordata; Actinopteri; Salmoniformes; Salmonidae. The transcript is spliced from 3 exons. The coding region runs from base 2078 to 2611 and encodes 177 amino acids.